Molecule: messenger RNA, 315 nt
Organism: Cladocopium goreaui
Lineage: Eukaryota; Dinophyceae; Suessiales; Symbiodiniaceae
Source: the annotation of a GenBank genome assembly
AUGAUGCAACGUCGCUCCUUCGCUCCGGGAGCAGUGCUCAAUAGCUCCCUGCUGAAGCGUUACGUUCUUGCAGAGGCGCUCAUCGUCAGCAUUCAGCAGGUGUUUUUCCUAACCCUCCUCGAGACGAGGCCAUUCCUGGCACAUCUGGGCCAUGUGUCUCAGGAAGAUCCCUGGCUGCUUGGUGGACUGCGAAUGGCAAGUCAGGCCAUGGUCUUCGUUGCAGUGUCCUUUCCGCUUCGCAAGUCUCCCUGGCACGUUGAUCGCAGUGACUGGCUGACAGAACGAAGACGGACGAGAAUUAACUUAAAUAAAUAA